AUUUUAUUUGUUAAAAUGAGUGCACUAGGAUUAUUUUCGUUGUUUGUUACAUUAUCGAUAGCGGUUUUGAAUUUUGUAACGGCAGAGCCAGAAUUGUUCACUGCAGAUGAUGGUACCAAAUUUUUAAUUGAAAUGGAGCCAAAGUACAAUUGGUUUGAAGCUGUACAUGAAUGUGGUCGCCGUGGCUAUCAAUUGGUUGAGGUGCACGAUGGUGAUAAGCAUAAUACCCUGCUGAAGUCUCUGAACACAUAUUUAGGUAAAUCUACUGAUCUGUGGUUGGGAGCCAACGACCAAUUCAAUGAUGAUCGGGAUUUGAAGAGGCCCUUUUAUUGGACUUUCUCUGGCAAACGCAUGACAUUCUCAAAUUGGUCCAAUGAUAAUCCCAACAACGACGGAGGCCAGGAGCAUUGUGUACAUACAUGGGAGAAGGCAGACAAUUUUGGUUGGAAUGACAUAGUAUGCACCUAUAAAAUGGGCUAUGUGUGUGAGGAAAGGCCAAAAAAUUGUUAAUAGAUGGUUAAAAAUAACAAAAAAAAAAAAAACAACAAAAAA
Molecule: messenger RNA, 552 nt
Organism: Stomoxys calcitrans (stable fly)
Lineage: Eukaryota; Metazoa; Arthropoda; Insecta; Diptera; Muscidae
Product: lectin subunit alpha-like
Exons: 3
Coding region: 16-510 (164 amino acids)
Biological process (GO): biological process involved in interspecies interaction between organisms
Cellular component (GO): external side of plasma membrane
Molecular function (GO): carbohydrate binding
Source: RefSeq, a predicted model, not a curated record